Molecule: messenger RNA, 7903 nt
Organism: Mizuhopecten yessoensis (Yesso scallop)
Lineage: Eukaryota; Metazoa; Mollusca; Bivalvia; Pectinida; Pectinidae
Product: transmembrane protein 132C-like
Exons: 9
Coding region: 149-3397 (1082 amino acids)
Source: RefSeq, a predicted model, not a curated record
UCUUCAAUAAUGGUAGACGAAGAUGGGCUGAAAUUGCACCAGCAACAGGCAUAUGUAUGUUGACGGUGCUUGUGGACAUUAUUCGCUACAACUGGAGUUUUAAAAGUGGAUUCGAUGUAGGAACAACAUUAAUUUAUCUACUCCGGCCAUGAAAAUGCCGUGGAGAGAUCGAAUCGGUGCGAUAUUUCUGUUGGGAUUGCUCCAUGGGCUAGCGGAAAGUGUGGAGAUUGAGUUUGACAGUCCAGUGGAUGGCUUUUUCCUGAAGUCCGUCUACCACAAGAACGAGCCAUGGGACCCGCUAGUGAAGAAAGAAAACUUUGUUAUUACACGUCCAGCAGAAAACUACAACCUCAAGGCAAACAGUGGGCCCUUCGAGGUACACCAGGUCAUACAGGACGAUCUGGUUCACACAUUACUGGACACGCACUCAAUGAGCAAGCCAUCGCUUGUACAUCAUGACGUUGUGUUCAAUCUGGACGUCAGUGCACACAUUAUUUCCGAAACACUUUCACCAAAAUGGCCGAAACUACAGGUCUUAAUUCAUGCUAGUCCUCCUACAAGUUUAAAACCAAGAGGUAGAGGUAAGGUGAAAUCUUCCACCUCCUCAAAGGCAGGAUUUCGUACGACGCCGCGUAUGUGGUGCGGGCAUGUGUACGCGCAGCUCAACAACCAAGAGCUUUCGUCAUUAUGUGUUCUAAGCAACAAAGACAAUGCUUGUGUGGCCAGUUUAGUUAUCCCGGAGAAUUGGUUUCACAGUGAUGACAUCACGGGCGUACCGUUGAUGUAUGUGUCAUACACCUUCUCGCACGCCGACCAAAACCAGGAAUGCGCCAGUGCCUCCAAUUCCAUAGUUCCUGGGCGAUCAUUUGAAAAUUCAUUGACGAACAAGCGGAAAUAUAUUAUGUCAUUGUCUUUAGCUCAUAGAGAUAAUGAAUUUGAAGUGAAAAAAGAUCAACAUAUUCUAAUACACGUGCCAAAGGAAUCCUUUACACCAUCGUCUGUGUUCGAAAUACCUGUGAAGUUGGAGGCUAACUCAGAUCUUCAGGUGUUUGUUAUGAGAGCUAAAGUGCGGAAUGGAUUAAAGAUUACAGGCGCUAUAGCAGAGGCGGAUGGACCCUGGCAGAUCCAUGUGGAUAUCAACGAACGACAGCGAGUCGGAACAGUUACCGCCCGGAUACAUGACAUUGCAAAGUACUUGGCUUCCGACAAGGUGGAGGAAAUUUUCAAAUGGCGGGUAGAAGUGGAGGACACAGGAUCCAACAUAGGAAUGGGAAGGAUCAUUUGGAGUAUUGAAUACGAACGGGACCAUCAUCGCCACGAGUCCUACACGUCACAGGGCCUGGGCUCACGAAUCGUCUCACGCAUCAACAUACGGAGUCGAGAACAAGAGAGGAUUGUCCCCAUAUUGAAGGUCAGCGAAAUCCUGAACUUUGCUCUCCUGACGGAACGAAAACAGGUGUAUCCCCUCAGAGUGUACAGUGUUAAGGAAACGGAUGAACUGAGGGACAUCUCUGAGGAGACUGCCUGUCAUUCAGCAGAGGAGGAGGUCCUCAAGGUGGCAUCCAACUGCUCGUCAGUGUUUGUGGACGGAACGGAGAGGCGAGGCUCACACAAUGUCACCAUCAUCACCAAGUCUGGACGCAAUACAGCAUUCAUCAAUGUUAGAGUAUGGAUACCUGCUGAACACCUGGAUGUACAGUUAUCAGACGACAAACUGAGUCAGGUUCGAGGCUGGAAAGUAUCACAGCGACAUCAGUCCCGCGGCAACCGCAGGGGCAGAACCAGGAAUAAAAGACUUGUUGAUCAGUAUCCUUCGAUGAAAAAAUAUCGGAAGUUCUCUCGUGGCGGCGGCGGUGGGGGAGGGAGCUGUCAGCUGCGUCACCAACAGGCCACGGUAGAGGUGUACGCCCAGUUUUAUAUAUCCACGCAAAAUGGGCCAGACUUCUUUAAGAGCAAACAGGCCUGGCUAACUGUCACUGAUAUGGUCUUGGACAAACUCCGAGUAACUGACCCUCGCGUGGUUAGUCUGAACAAUGCUGUCAUCCAGGGUCAAAGUGUUGGCAGGACAGAAGUACAAGUUAUGACCCCGAUGCGUAGACUGAUUGGUGGUAAGGAGGUCCGUGUCAGCAACGACAAGGUUUCAGUCGAGCGACUCAUCAUCACCUUGGUUACUGGGAUAACUCUAGAGAUCCACAUUUCUCAUGAGAUCCCUGGAGCCCUGACAGCAAUCUCACACAUACAGGGUAGACUGCACACCAAGUACCAGGAGGCAGUGUUGGACAUUUCUAUACAAUAUUCCGACGGCACACAGUUCCCCCUGGAGAAAGUGGAAGGGGAAGAUUACGUCCUGGAUGUAUCCACUCUUAACCACUACGUCAUUGGCAUGGCCCCCUACACCAAACAGUACCAGCCACGCAUCGUCGCAUUGGGUCAAGGUCGUGGGGAACUUCUUAAGGUCAUGCUAAAGCUGGGUAACGAAUGUGCUAGAAAAAGGUCAAGGUCUGUAUCCGUGAGCUACGUAGUCGUGGAUUCUGAUUUCUCUCCUGGCAACCGUUUAUAUCAUGAUCGCCUGGUCAGUGAUGGUCACUACGACGAUAAUAGAGCGAGUGAUCGAAGAGACUCUCACGGCAUCAGUAUCAACAGUAAAAAGUCUCAUUACGAUUUCCCACGUAUCAGUGACAAAGACAAAAACAUAGAUAUGGAUGGUAAAUUUGGAAAGAAAUUCUCGAAAAAAGAUGAAAGUGAUUCUGGUGUAAUUCCUAUUGGUAUUGACCUGGCUGAGAAUCUGCGGACUCAGGAAAGUCCACAAACAAAACAAGAACCUGUUCGCCAGGAGGAAAUAGCUAUGUUAUCUCCACUGGAAAUUGGAAUGUAUGUCCUGCUGGCAGUGUUCUGUGUAGCUAUCUGUGUGUUUCUUGUCAAUUGCAUUGUGUUCAUGGUUCGUUAUAAACGCAAGCAUGUACCUAAAGGUAAGCGAUUGGAGACUGUAGCCCAAGCUAACGACUGGGUGUGGAUAGGGCGUGCUACAUUGGAACGUAACGCCAUCAACACUAAGUGUUCACAGACGCUGAUGCCAGCCGAGGACUUCAAUGGUAACCACACGCCAGUGGCUGGUGGAAGUAGUCAAAACAGCAGUGGACAAAAUUCAGCUGAGGCCAGUAAUCGAAGCAGUUUUGUGUCAACCAUAAAAGGGUCGGAAUGCAGCAUCCGUAUCACGGCAAAUCCACUGUUGGAGGCUUCAAACGCUACGUCUGCAGUAGGCGAGGAGAUAGAGAACAAUAACCAGCAUCGUCAGCUGCAGCAGCACCUGGACCCGGAGUGGGACUAUGAGGCCAUGGGCAUGACCUAUGACCAGCUCGUUGACUACUUCGAUAACCUCAAAGAGUCGACGGCUUAGUUCUCACAACAAUCAUUGACAAAUUUCAUUUUUUGUGUGCGACAGAUGUUAGUUUUUCGUCGCAAGUGGAUGAAAGUUAUGAAUAUAUAUGUAAGACAAUACUUGUUCAUUUUAAAAUAUGGCUAUCUGACACUGGUGACAAUACGUUCCAAAACUGAAAGAUUUGACAGAUUAAGCCAAUUCCUUGCUGACCGUCUGACAAUAUUCACUUUGUCAGGAGUUAGUGAUUCAAACAGGAAAACACUUGUGUAUCUUGAAGACUUAGAUCUGAUGAACGCUUAAAGAAUUUAGUUUUUUGUUCGAGAUAGAUUGCGUUUGUAAAAAGACAAGAUCAAUGCAAGAAGUAGAUUGUGGAUAGGGAGUGCUUCCAUCUGUGUUGUGAUUACUGCAAAAACUAACCGGCAAUAUUUGCUGGACACAAUAAUUGUAAGCCUGCUACCUCUUGGGCUAGGCAAUAGGAUAUGACACCCCUUGGAUACUGACUUGCUCUUUAUGAACUGUAGGAGUAAAGGGACAUCUUUUACAUUUGCGAAACAUGGCAAAUGUUUUUGAGGAAGAUCAAAAGAAAACAUUUUGCACCCCCCUUCCCCCCCUCAAAAAAUUUGAAUACCAGUAAUAAUUUAAAUCAAAUUUGGUAUUGGACAAAUACACCUUGUUACCAUGACGAUUGGAUGAAUGUAAGUGUUAUAAGGUGAUGAUGAUUCAAAUUAUAUGAUAAUUACAUAUGUAUGGAUUUUGUUAUUUGCUCGUGCUCGUGUUGAAAAAAAUUAUUUGAGAAAUUUAUAGAAGAGAAAAAUUGUUCUGUGAAUUAAAUGAAAUGCAUAUUAUGAUCACCUGUUGCUUCAAUUCACGACCCAAGAUACUGAGAGAGAAAUAUGUGUACCAAAGUUAGCUUGCCAAUUAUCUGUCAUAUUAAUUCAUGUUUCAUGUACAACACUUUUAAACAUUAUUUGCAGACAUUUAUAUUAGAACAUGUUUAUAGUCAUGUAACAUAACACAUCACCUUAACCUCACCACAACCUAUGUUUUCAUGCCCAUCGUCCUCCGCUCCUCAAAAUAUGUUUAAAAUAUCCAAAAGUUGUCCUGUAUCUAUUGAAACAGACUGUCAAAUAAACAAAAGGCUAUAUGAGUGUUUCGGAGAAAGACAUAAGAUUUUGACAAGUUUAAUAAUAUUGAAGUAGCCUAGGGCAAAAACAAAUGACCACUUUUUAUGAUCGUAUUUGUUUACAAAAUAGAAUUUAUGAUUAAGGUACCAAGUUAAAAAAAAAAAAAAAUAUCAGAAUUUAAUUUCAUAAAGCACAAUUCUUUUAAUGAAAUUUAUACAUUUUCAAAUUUUCAAUUGCGAAUUAAAUCUCAAUCAGGUAUGAUAUAGUUACAUUUUACCACUGACCAUUAACUCAUUCACCCCUGAAGACACAUUUGAACUCAUCCAAUUCAAAGGGUGGAAUACUUCAUUAUGAAACUUCAGGGGUGAAUGAGUUAAGCAAGUGGAAGAGUAUUUGUUGAAGAAGGGUGUCACACUGUGAUGUCACUGUUAUUUAUUCAUUAUUUAUUACAUUGUACUAGCAGCAUUGGUUUGUUAGCAGCAUAUUUAUAUAUUGAAGAGAGGUACCAGCUUUGAUUCGAUCGAUCAGUGUAGCUUGGAGUGGGAGGUGUAUAUAUUAUAGUGGUAUAUCUGUUAUAUGUAUAUUGUGUCUAGUUGACCAUGCAGAUCUUGACAUAUUAACACACAAUAUAACAGGAUGUGUACUUUACCUGGAGUCAAGAAUACUCAGUUUCAUAUUGUUUCAAAAUGUUUGUCAUGACCUUGGAUCAAAGGUCAUGUGCCAGUAACUUUGACCUUAAGGUCACUUCAAACAUGGAAGUUGAUGUUGACAUGGUGCAUGACCUUUUGGCCUUGACCACUGUUAGUGGCUUCACAUUAACCCUGAGGUCUCAAUCAUGAUACUUGUGAUACUGGCUUUGACAUUUGACCCUCGAGUUUCCCUGACCUUCAGGGGUCAACCAGUGCACAUUUCAUAGCCGUUUCCCUCUUGGUAUAUAACUGUGUACUAUUCUAGAUGUCAUAGUUGUUAUUGUACAUAGUUGAUAUGUACUUGCAUCUUUGAGCCAUGUCCAUUGUCGCAUAAGACUGUUUGAAAAGUAUUUCUCCUCAUUUAUCCAUUUGAACAAUGAUGAUAUUGUCAGAGAAAAAAACUUAUAAAAAGAAAAUAAAAACACUUUCAGUAAAUGAAGUAAAUUAAACUAUUAUCAGAAAAAAAAUCUCAAAAAAAAUUAAUUAAAAAUACUUCUAGUUAAUGAAGUAAAUUCAAUAAUUGUCAUGAUUUUCAACAUUGUUAAACAAAAAUUAUAACGGUGUCAGAAAAUUUUAUUUUUUAUUUUCUUUAUAUAUCAUGUUAUACAAAUCCCAAACGACUGGCUGGAGAUGUCUUCAUGAUAGACUGUAAGUGUGAUUUUAUAAGAAUGAGUGAAGUGUUGAUUCCUUGUACUAAAUAUAGGUCGAGAUGGAGUAGUUUUAAAUGAUCAAUCUAUAUGCUUGUAUAUGUAUUUAUAACAGUAUACCUAUGUUUUCAUAAUGCAUAACCAUUAAUUAUGAUGUGCCAUUUUGCUACAGAUGAUUUUCUUUUGUAUAUUUGCAAAUAGAUUUCAAUGCAAUCUAUCUUAGUUCAUGAAGGCAAUGCCAGCUGAAUUCACCUUCGAUUGAUUAGUUUUUAGCAAUGAAUUAAUCCUUGGUUUUUUUGAUAAAUAUUUAGAGACAUUUUUCUUGGUUCAAUAGAUUAGCUUUUAGAUCUGAUUAUAGAAAAAUAUUUACCAAUAUGUGGAGUCAGUGGUAUUUAAGUGCUUGACAUGUUGUUUGCUGGUCAAAUACCAACAUCACAGAAAGAAUCUCAGACAAGUUAAAGGGUUUAUUUAACUUUUAAGAAUAAAAAGAAUAAAACAAAUCUGGUGCUUUUUUUCUUCCCAUGUGCACUGCUCGUUUUACUGAUGGAAGGGACAUAACUCCAGUUUAAAAUACUGCCUACGGUUUGUGUUCUGUCACUGAAGUUUUGUUUUUAAAACAUCGGAUUUUUAAAUAAUUUCAUUUAGAAACAGAAGCUAUGUUGAAAUAUGUUCAUUGUGAUAUGACAAAUAUUUUAAAACCAUUUUUCUUUCGUUACACAAUUUUUGUUUAUGUGUAAAGUAAUUGUAAGUAUCUCUCCCGUCUGUUGGUGUAUGUUUCACAAUUUUUAAACGAUUUACUUUGAUGUACCUUGUUAAUGAAAUGCUUCAUGUGCAAUUUAGAAAAUGGAAUAUUUAAUGUUUAUUUGCUUUGUUAAUAUGGCUUUGAAACCACUCUGAUAGUUGCUGUUUGUAUAUACAGUAUAUAUAUAUAUAUAUAUAUAUUUGUUAUGUUUUUUGUGUGAGAGAGAGAGCUCGCUCUAGCAUUGCAAGACGGAGCUGUUUUAUGUAUCAAAUGUACCCUCUUGUAGAUAAUCAUGGUUAUUGUGCAUUUAUAUAAGGUUAAAUAUUGCAUAUUUCCCCUAGCAAUUUGUCAAACAACUAUGUCCUGGAGUAUUUUCGUUCCUGAAUAAUUUGUGGAAAGACGCACUUAAAGAACCUCGAGAUCCAGGUUUGGUUUCUCCAAGUUAUAUUCUAUCUUGAACAUUUCCCUCUAGGAAGCAACGUUUUCAGAUUAUCAUUGUUAGGGUAACAAGUUUAAUUGAAUUUAAUUCAAACACACACACAACCUCUCUAUCUGACCCGUGAAUCUUUUGUAAAUUAGUUUCAUCUUCAGCAACAUAGAUCUAUGUUUCCCGUCAUAUGUGUAAAUAAUCAUGAUACUUUUUCAACUCCCUAUCGUGUAAUGUACUAGAUGUAGCGUUGUGUAUCGGUAUUUCAGAGGUUGUACUAUAUUAGUAGACUCUGUCCUCUUUCUGACCACCGUUAUUGUCACUUUAAAGAUCAUUUUGAUAAAAAUUGAAUUCUUUGAUAUAAUCAAAAAUAUGACCAAAAAAUCACCAUCCCUGCUAUAUGUACAAAAAUAAAAGUACAAUUUCAAUGCUUUUCAAUUGAUACGUUUUUCUGAAUUUCUUAAUAUCUGUAACAAAAAAAGAUCUCUAGUAAGUUUUAACAGAUCAAUGUAUUGAAUUUACAAGUAUUUAGCAAUGUAUGAUGUUAACACAAAAGUGGUGAAAAUGUUGUUGAAGCAUAAUUGAAUGUUUUUGAAUUACAUCAGUGUAAAUUGAGUUAGCUGUGACCCGCCCCAAAAGGGGCUGUGUGUCCUUUAUAUUACCCCAAGGGAAUUGUGACGAGGCCCCUAGAAGGGUUUGUUGUGUUUUUGUUACGUACCAACGAGAUCUUACUGGUCUGGUACAAUGUCCCACCAUUGGCUUGUGAAAUCAACUGUGUUGUUUGUAUACGGCUUUGUAUAUGUUUGAUGAUGUAUGUAUAUUAUACUGCUAAACUCCAUCACCUGUACCAUAUAUGGAAUUAGCAUUAUUAAAAUUGUUAUUUUUAAGAAGAAAU